UAUCCACUCAAAAAAAAUUUAAAUCGAAGAAAAUUUGGACAUGGGGGCUGAUUCGUAAAUAAAUAAUUAUUCUGAUAUUUUCGACCGGACUCGACCAGUUCUGCCUCGGCUCCCACUCGUUCUGUUUCUCUAUCUGGGUUACCCUCCAGCUCGUUGUCGAUCUCUUUCCUUUCAUUUCCCCCGGGAAACCCUAACUUCUCCAAUCUAGGGUUUACCUCGCUCUAUCGUUUCCAUCUAACCAUGUUGGCGCUGUAAGGCUUGACGCUUGGUCGGGAGAGGUACAGGUUAGCGUUUCGCAUUCUCAAGUGCCUGUUAGAAAGAACAAUUAUGUAUCAUCGGGAUCGGGGAGGAGCCGGCAGCGUUUCAUCGAGAUCGGAGCUUGUAGGAGGACGCCUCGAUCGGAAGCGCAUAAAUGAUGCCCUUGACAAGCACCUAGAGAAAUCGUCUCCAUCAACUUCGAGGGCCUUGAGCAGCAAGGACAAAGAGAGGUUGUCCGUACCAUCUACUUCCGCUGGCAAGUCCCAGCUCGAUCAUCGCGAUUCUCGACCAGCUUCUCUAUCUAAGAACAAGUGCUCCGAUGAGGAAUCUGAAACAGAUAGUGAAGAGUCAGACGUAAGUGGUUCCGAGGGGGAUGACACAUCCUGGAUUUCAUGGUUCUGCAACCUUCGAGGAAAUGAAUUUUUCUGUGAAGUGGAUGAUGAAUACAUCCAGGAUGAUUUUAACCUGUGCGGAUUGAGCAGUCAAGUUCCGUAUUACGAUUAUGCACUUGAUCUUAUAUUGGACGUGGAAUCUUCUCAUGGUGAUAUGUUCACUGAAGAGCAGAAUGAGUUGGUGGAGUCAGCAGCGGAGAUGCUUUAUGGUUUAAUUCAUGUGCGUUAUAUACUCACUAGCAAGGGCAUGGCUGCAAUGCUGGAGAAGUACAAGAACUACGACUUCGGGAGAUGCCCUAGAGUUUACUGCUGUGGACAGCCCUGCCUUCCAGUUGGCCAAUCUGAUAUUCCUCGUUCGAGUACUGUUAAAAUUUACUGCCCGAAAUGUGAAGACAUAUAUUACCCUCGAUCAAAGUACCAAGGCAGUAAGUAUCCUCUGUUAUUAUUCGACAAUUGUUCUUUUGCUUUCUGUGCUGGGUAUCUUUGAUGGAAUUGGUUUGCUGGUUUUCACCAACACAUGCACAGACCUUGACGGAGCAUACUUUGGGACAACGUUUCCUCACCUAUUUUUGAUGUCGUAUGGGCACUUAAAACCACAGAAGGCAACACAGAGUUAUGUGCCAAGAGUUUUUGGGUUCAAGAUCCACAAAUCCUCCUGAUUUCAGAAAGGCCCUGAGGUGCUUGGGUCCUAUUGCAGCUAUUGCAGUGACCGAGAGUGAUUGAUUCUUCCCAGGAAGCUCCUCUGCCGAACAGAUUAGUAACAGGCGCAGUGUGGGGUGGGAACCUGAGAAUGGAUUGCUCAACGUAAAUCGGGUGUAGUAGUGUUAUUUGUUUAAUUCAACGUAUUAGCAUAUGUAAUAUUUUCUUGUUUGUAACCAUUUGCGUAAAUUGCACUAAAAUUACUAUUUUGUUUCACAUUUAACUGAAAUUAAUUCAAUAUUCCAAGUUUGGUAAAUUGCAGUUACCUUCCAUCAAAUUCAG
Linum tenue is the source of this 1631-nucleotide messenger RNA. The record is from the annotation of a GenBank genome assembly. Lineage: Eukaryota; Viridiplantae; Streptophyta; Magnoliopsida; Malpighiales; Linaceae.